Molecule: messenger RNA, 1173 nt
Organism: Lactuca saligna
Lineage: Eukaryota; Viridiplantae; Streptophyta; Magnoliopsida; Asterales; Asteraceae
Source: the annotation of a GenBank genome assembly
AUGGCGGCAUCUCUGUUCACUUUCUCCUCUACUUCACGAAGGGUAAUCCCUGCCCCAAACUCUCCUCCUCUUCCAAUAUACAUCAAAGCCACCAACGUUAUUUUCAACCCUGAUAUUCCAGAUAUUCAUCGAGGUCUUGGACUCGAUGAUUUUGUUAAUUUCUUAGCCUCCUGCCGCCUACGAUACGCCAUCAGUGACAUUCCAUCAGAGUUUUUCCCUGAACAAGUAUGUGAGUUCUACUACACCGCAACAGUCAAUGAUGAAAACAAUGUCAUCACCGGGACUAUUGGCCGUGGAAGACACUCCGUCUUUAUUACCGCUGAACUCCUCAGUGCUGCACUCAGGUUACCUAUCUUUGAACCAUUCUCUGAACUGCCUUCUAUUGAACGUUGUCGACGUCUAUUCGAUCAACUGGGAUAUGAUCACUCAAAGGUUGGUGCUCGAUCAGCUCUUAUACUGCGCCAAUGUAUGACCCCAAGAUGGAAAUUCUUCACCGGUGCUCUGUGCAAAUGCGUGGGUCAUAAGUCUCGAAGUGGUGAUCAACUGAGCACCUAUGAGAAACAAGUCGUCUGCUCACUUCUUCUCAAUAAAAGACUUGAUUAUGGGGCCUUAUUCUUUGAUCAACUUGUUCAGCUUCUUCAUGCAAAUGUACGUACUGAUCACGUUCCCUUCCCACGCUGGAUCGCUCUUGUGCUCGAUAAAUUUUUUACUGCAGAUUACUUCUCACACUCUGGAAAUCCCAUCCAAUGCCAUCGCAUGUCGAUUCGAAUGUAUCAAGAUGAUCCGCUGGAUACUGACAUCGGAAUCUCUGAUAGGAUGAGAGAAUGGAUUGCAAAUCCUAACACUGUUCCUUCACUCACCGCUGAUACUGAUGAAGGAGCUGAUGGUAAUCAUGAGGAUCAUGUCGGUCAAGAGGAUGAACCACAUGAUGGUGGUCAUUUCUCUCCUCAACUUUCUCAUCAUUUGGUCUCUGUUACUGAGAAAGUUCCCUCAGCUCAAAAGGAUCCACUGAUUCAGGGGGAGCAACCAUUUCAGGGGGAGCACCCAUCUCAAGGGGAGCAUCCCUCACAGGGGAGAAUCCACCCCGAGGGGCCAACCUUCUCCGGGGAUGCAACCACGCUCACCAGUAGCUCUAGGUACUUCAUUCCUUCAAAUUCCGGCCUCAGCAUUUAA